Molecule: messenger RNA, 6338 nt
Organism: Vespa mandarinia (Asian giant hornet)
Lineage: Eukaryota; Metazoa; Arthropoda; Insecta; Hymenoptera; Vespidae
Product: sodium-coupled monocarboxylate transporter 2-like
Biological process (GO): sodium ion transport; transmembrane transport
Cellular component (GO): membrane
Molecular function (GO): symporter activity
Source: RefSeq, a predicted model, not a curated record
GUGCUUCACUUUGCGAGUUAGUAUUUCCGUGGGUUCCGUACGAAUCCAUUACUGCUUCGUUAUGUAUCACCUCUUUCUAUAGUAUCAGGAUCUGUAAAAUCUGUUUACAUAUUUAGCUCCUAUAUAUUACUUGUGUAUACAUAAAUUACUUGGUAUAAACUAUAGAAUUGUUAUGUCCAUCGUGUAUUAGAUGAAACGAGUUUCGAAGGAAAAGAGCGUAACAAAGAUAAAUCGCAGCGACGUACGUACGUACGUACGUAUAAGUACGUGCUAUACCUACUUAUCCUAUCUACUGUAUCCCACGGAAAAAGCGUGCAAUUGAAAAUGUCUCUCAACGAUUCGUCGAUUCUCAAUCCGGAAAUUUCUGACCGUUUCAUUUUCGGAUGGACCGAUUACGUCCUUUUCGCUAUGAUUCUAACGGUCAGCAUCCUGAUUGGAAUUUAUUUCGGCUUUUUCAGCAAGCAAGACACAACCAUGGAAUAUCUUUUAGGUGGAAAGAGAAUGGGAUUCUUCCCAAUAGCAAUGAGUUUAAUAGCCAGCCAUAUAUCAGGUAUUACGCUAUUAGGAGUACCAUCCGAGGUCUAUCAAUACGGAACUCAAUAUGCGGCCUGCGUUAUUACGUCGAUCCUUUCGUGCUUUAUCAGUGCUUACGUAUUUCUGCCGGUUUUCUUCAAACUCCAACUAACCAGUACCUUUGAAUAUUUGGAAGUCAGAUUCAGCAGGCGGGUUAGGAUACUUUGCUCUCUUUUAUUCCUCAUAUCGUUACUGAUGUAUAUACCCAUCGUAAUCUACGUACCGGCUUUGGCAUUCUCUCAAGUAACCGAUUUCAGUCUGCAUACCAUUACACCCGUCCUUUGCGCCGUUUGCAUCCUUUAUACGAGCAUAGGUGGCUUAAAAGCCGUCGUUUGGACGGAUACGAUCCAGUUUACUGUUACAGUCGGAGGUUUAUUCGCCGUUCUUAUCUUAGGUAUAAAAUCUGUUGGCGGAGUAUCGGAAGUAUGGAAACGCUCCGAGAUGGGUAAUCGUUUAAUAUUCUUCAACAUGGAUGUCAGCCCUUACGCUAGAAAUACAUUUUGGGGAAUGACGAUAGGAAUGACGACGACGUGGCUCGUACAUCUUGGCAUACAUCAAGGAUGCGUUCAGAGGUACCUUUCUGUACCAAAAGAAAGAGAUGCGAAACGAGCGCUGGGCAUAACAGCUGUGGGUUUGAUCGUCGUUAAGCUCGUUUCCGUUUUCACAGGAUUAAUCAUAUUCGCCAAAUAUUAUGAUUGCGAUCCUUUGCUUUCCAAGACAAUAAAAAGGGCUGACCAAAUCUUACCUUAUUACGUAAUGGACGUGGCAGGAAACGUACCAGGACUGCCAGGUUUGUUCUUAGCCGGUCUUGUAAGCGCAGCUCUCGCCACAAUGAGCGCGAGCUUAAACACCAUGUCCGGUACGAUCUAUAAAGAUUUUAUCGAGCCCUGGAUACCGGACGGACCAAAAAAAGAAGCUCGAGCAGCUACCAUCAUGAAGAUAAUCGUACUUAUCAUUGGCGGAAUUUCGGUAGGUUUAGUUUUCGUCGUCGAACAUCUAGGGACAGUUUUCCAAAUGGCCAUUAGCAUACGCAGCGUAACCGAUGGCCCUUGGCUCGGUUUAUUUCUACUCGGAAUGUUGUUCCCAUGUUCCAAUGCGGAAGGAGCUCUUUUAGGUGGUUUCGUGUCCUUGAUAGUUAUGUUUUUCUUAGCCGGAGGAUCGGAAUGGUACAUAGCAAAUGGACAAAUUCAUAAGAUUUUAUUGCCAGUGUCCGUCGAGGGAUGUUCUUAUCCGUUAAACGAAACAGAUAGCACCACCCGAGCCCCGUUAACGCUAAACGAAGAACCAAUGGGCAUCUUCAAGAUAUCCUUUAUGUACUUUACCCUUAUAGGCUCGCUAAUUGUCGUUGUAGUAGGUGUUAUUGGAAGUUAUCUAUUUGGUAAUGUCGAUCUAACUGAAAUCGAUCCUGACCAUAUAUCUCCGAUAAUGAAAAGGUUCCUGCCACGUAAAGAAUAUACGGAAGUAUCAUUAAAAUCAAUGCCGGAGGAAUUCGAAAUGAGUAAGGACAUCGAUCGUCAAAUAAUAAAGAAAUUGAACGAGUAAAGACGAUUAGCGUGACGAAAAGGAACGUAUCCUACCAAGACGAAUACUAUAUAUAUAUAUAUAUAUAUAUAUAUAUAUAUAUAUAUAUAUAUAUAUGAAUGUAUGUAUAUCUGUGUAUGUAUCUGUGUAUGUAUGUAUGUAUGCAGCUUGAAUGGAAAUAUACGUGAACAGUACAGAGAGAAUCGAGGUUGAUCCUGAGUGGACCAAAUAGAAAGCACACGCAGCUUCUUUAUCGAUUUGCAAGCGCAAGCGCCGGUCGACCUGCCGUUCUCGGCACGCAUCGACGAAUCCCGGCUAUUUUCGGCUACGCAGUACCGUUUCAAACGGCCUGUCGCGGUGAAUCCGUAUUAGAAGAGCAAUCAUUCGUCUUCGGGCUGAGUAUCGUUUUUCAAAAUCGUCACCAUCACCAGCCGCAUUCCUCUUAGAGAGGUUGAAAAGGGAAAGGAUCGUUUGUGUUUCCAAAAAAAAAGAAUCCAUUGCUAAUUGAUUAAUCGCUUUGAUGCAAUAGACGACGGUUGCAACGACAACGACGACGACGAUGGCGACGACGACGACGACGACGACGACGACGACGACGACGACGACGACGACGACGACGACGACGACGACGACGGCGACGACGACGAUGAAUAACAAAACACACAAUAACGAUCGAGAAAUAAUCUUGAAAAUAAUAAUGGAAAAUUGGUCAAAUUUCAUCUCGCUAUUCGUCUUGACUCGACUCGGCUCUACUCGGUGAUAAGAAAUUAAAAUGAGGGAAAAAAAUUGAAAAUAAGAUGGGGGAAAGAUCGAACGGUAUGAUACAGCCCUGUAAAACGUUCCUCGCGGCUGCUCGGAGGUAGACGGUCGUCCUCGCUUACCUCCUCGAGGGUAAAACGACCGCGCCUACACGUGGAGUAAGCACCAGCAAUUCUCGUCGUCGGUUAAAUCUCGAACGGAGGGAGUCUCGGCCGUGCCGUGACACGAUCAACAAGUACAUACGCGGCGUAACGAUGCACGCAUAAGAUCGCUCUCGCUUUGGUUAACUUUCUCUCAGCCGCGUGCGCUCUGUUUUUGCCUCUUGUCUCGUUCUUCCGUUUCCUUUCGCUCGAUCGACCGCAAUGUUUAUAAUCGCCAGGACUUGAAAGAAUCGUAGAAGGAGAAGUAGUGUACGGUGCUCGUUGUACGAUCAAAGUGUCGUGUAAACCGAAAGAAAUUCUUAUCCAAACAGACUGGUCAAAUCAAGCUCCGAUCGGAGUCGCUGAUUGCAGUAAAGAAAAAAAAUGAAAUAUUUUGGGUGCAACUCGGACGCUCCGAUGAUAACGAGUAAAAUAGGAUUUAGUCGGUAUGACGAAACGACAUGCAUUCCUUCGACUUGACGUUCGUCGCUCGAGAUACUCUUCGAGGGAAAGCGCGAGGAGUGCUCCGCGAAAUGCGAAAUGCGAAUACGCCGGAACGAAUUCCAGAAAUAAUAUUAACCGAAGGACGAUUCAGGAGGUGGAAUAUUUACUUACGUUAGACUGCCGUCUUGCUUUUAAUAAUAGAUAAAAACGUAGGGGCGGGCUCGCGCGCCGGAAAAAGAACGGAAACGGUUCACAGUUUAACGAGACGAUCUCUCGACUAUUAUCUCAUCGUGCUGCACCUUUUCGACAUUUUCGAUUGAACGACGUUUUUCCCUAAAUUUUACCCUCGGUCCGGCUGGAUUUACAACAAAAAAAAAAAAAAAAAAAAAAAAAAAAAAAAAAAAAAAAAAAAAAAAGAAAUCGAAAGAAGAAGAAAAUGUCAUCAUUUCGCAGUAAGAUAGUAAGAUAGUAAUUCUUUUUAACGAGAUAGUUGAACGAACGAGAUUGCUCGUCGUUGUUUAUCGAUCGAUCGAUCGAUCGAUAACUGUGCAUCGUCCCUCUAAUCUCUAAUUUGUAAUCUAAUACGUUAAUAUAAUUUAUUCAAAGUUUGUUCCGCGAUGACGUCACAGAGAUCGAGUAAUGCUACGACACGUAUGUCCUAUUGGAAAUGAUGUCGUUGCCAUACAAAGGUCUUCUUGGAUCGUCCAUACUGUUAAUGAUCGCUCUGGUUGCCUUAUUGACGAGCAAGCGGUACGGCUUGGAAACGCGUAAAAAGGAUAAGGACGCUUUGCUGCUCGAUAUUAUAGCAAACAUAAGCGGCACCAUAGAUAAACUCAGCACUGGGUUCGACGGGAUGGCAAUGGAAACGGAAAUGGCAAGGAGUCGGCUCAAGCAACUGGUUGCCCUUCAUCGGGAGAAUGCUGCAAUUUGUGCGAUGAUGCAUGAGCAACGAAGAAAGAAAAUAUUAAGGAAAGCGACGAAGCGCGUGUGACAAAUUCGAGCGUCUUCAAAAUAUGUCGAAACACUAGCCGAGAAUCGGACAGUUUUAAUUUAUCUCGUACUCGGGAUCAGAUGUGAAACUCUGCGCUAUGGUGUAUAGUAAUAUAUCUUACUUCUUAAAUACCAAGAUACGAGAUGGUAAAUGUCAAGAUCGACGAACGAUAAAAUAAUGAAGUAACACUUGAACCGUUGUCGACUUCUAAAUAAAUUUCGGAAGAUUCGUAUUAAUUUAUUAUAGUAUUAAAUUGUUAUACGCCUCUUAUUUUACUACGUAUACCAUAUAUCGAUGUUAAUUGGUUUAACUUUGUGCAAUCUACCGAGGUAUUAUGAAAGAUUAUACAAGAGGCCACGUAAGAAGGAAGCAUCGCUUCCAAAUAUAACAAAUUCUUCUUCUUCAUGGGAAAAAGAAUAAGCACAAAUUGUUGAUUAUUAGCAAGACGAUGACUAACUUUAACUAGAUUUACAAAUGCGAACGUUAAGUAACAUCUGAUACUGUGAGCGUAUCACUAGUUACAUAAACUAUACAUAUAAUAUUAUACGGUGCGAUAAUUUUUAACAGGAUGCGAAACGGGAACGUAACUUUCCAGGCGAGAACUUGAUUGCUUACACACCUUGCAAUUAUUGAUAUGCAUACACACACACACACACACACACACGCGCGCGCGCGAUAGACAGUCCAAAGAUACGUUUUCAUCGAUAUACCCUUAAAUACACAGUUUGACCAAAUCGCAAGGUGGAACGUAAAUCGCAAUAUAAACAGAAUUGUGAGAAUCGUGUCGCGCGGAAUUGAUUAAAGUUUAUCUACCGAUAGAGGAGACAUAGAACGAACAACCUAAUUCUGUACUGGACUCGAUAGAGUCACAUUAUAUAGUAUUAUAUGCCUAACAGUAAUAGUAUUAUGUCGUAACUAAAAUAUCGUAAUAAAAAUAUUUAAAAAGGCAUAUAUUUGAAUGAAGAAAACGACCCAAUGAAAUAAUCGCCUUCAUUAAAACAUCGAUGUCUCCUAAGAGGCGGCUCUAAAAAAAGAAAAAAUCAUUCGAAAAAAGACAAUCAUUCGAAAUAUCUACAAAUAGAACAUUUAUUUUUAAUAACGUUGAGUUUUAAUUCGCAAAUAGAUAAGAGAGUGAAAAAUAAGAAAUAAUUUAUUCGAUAUAGGGGCCAAUGACCUACUCGAUGUCCCAAUUAAAUAAGAAAUAUAAUCGCCAAUGUGAAACGCUAUCCCUAUCAUUUGAUAGCUGGAUCACAAAUAUGGAAAAUCGAUAAUCUACAGGUACUCGGUUGUUAAUACGUAGGUAAAAUGCAGCACUUCGUUACGUAAAUUACUUUUAUACCUUAAGAAAAAUGUAAAAGAAAGAUACGAACACAAUGAUACAAUUUGCACUUUCAUGCUUUCCAGUUCGUGACAAAUAUAAUGACAAAAACUCGAUAACCCAGCCCGAAUCGAUGAUAUUACGUUCCGAAAAUACAAUGCGCGAGCGCACGAAUAAAAUUAUCGUGUCACAUUAUAUGUAAGGUCGUAUUCGUGAAAAAUAAUACAACGAAACUAUAUUCUCUCGGUAAAUACUUUGCGAUAUCAAAUUCUUAUUUCUUACGUUAAAAGAACCAUUGUCAUACUGUUGUCGCCUACGCAAUAAAAUUUACAGAUAUAAACUUACAUAUAUGUGGAUAGUUAAACAGAUUCUCUCCGUUAGGAAUUGAAAUAAUCUUGCAUGUAUAAUAUUAUAUCUAAAUAAAUUUAAUAAUAUUAAUUUCGAACGGACCAAACUGUUAAAGCUGUUAUUUAUUUAAGAAGACAUGGGAUACGUUAUAAAAUUAAUUCGAUCGUGAAUGCAUGCUUUCGUCGUCUUUCCAAUUAUUUUUGUAAUCCUACCAAAAGAAACGAAUAAAGCCAUUUGUCAUGAA